UCAAUUAAAUCCAGCUGAUUAGUCGUCAUUCAAUAAACAUUGUAUCCAGAUUUUCUAUAAACGACUUGCAAAUACCGACAAUAAAGCAUUAUUAUUGUGUAUAUCAAGAAAUAAAAAUAUAUAUAAAAAAUUUCUUUAAAAAUGAGUGCCGACAAUAGCACAGAUAAUCGCAAAUUAGAAGAUAUUUUUCUAGAAGGUUGGGAAAUAUUUGAUUUUCUCGAUGAAACUACUAUUGAUACCAAUGGCAGUGAAUUUCAGUCCAAAGUGAAAUUGGGCAUGCAACAAUUCGAAUUGGCCACUACGAUGGUCAGUCAAAUUGGCAUGUUCAGCUCCAAUGAAAUGAUUGAUGAAGUCCCCACAGAAUCAUUGCAGUAUUUACUACUUCCUUAUUUUUUGGGCAAAUUAGCUUUACAGCGUAAUGAACAGGAUCGUGGAGAUGUUUUGCGUAUUGCUGACAUUUAUUUGAGAGACUUCCUGCAACGUUGUCAUGAAUAUCAGCUUUGUGAGGCUCCCAAACCUAAUGAUGAUGAUAAGUCUGACAGACAAGUUAGCGGUUGCAUAGACACCCAGGAGCAGUUAGUGGCCUCUGCGGUGGCGCGUAAUAAUAAAAUCGCCCAAUUUAAACGUAAAAAAGAACUAGAAGCUCAAAUAAAACAAAUGAAAUUAGCCGUUAAAAGCAACAGCGUCGAUGAUGAAGUCAAAAGAGAUUUCUUUAUGAAAUACAUUAAUAGAAGUAUUAUAGAUGCCAAUGAAGAAAUGCAGAACGUUAAGUUGGAAAGAGGAGUGGUGGAAAUGAGAAAACAACGUUUGGCCGAAUUUGGAACUACAAAAAUGGAUGAUAUUGUUUUACCACCCGGUUCGGUUUCAGGACCUAAUCCCUUUAAGGAUCAAGCGCCUAGUCAUGCUCAAAUGCAUGAUCAUGACCACGCUCAUAGACAUGGACAUUCUCAUUCAUAUGGCCCACAACGUCACAUGCAUAUGCCGCCAAAACCCAAACCCAUGCAACCCUUUAUUAUUACCAAAGAUGCUACACAAAAAGCGGUCUUUGGUCUCGGCUAUCCUAGUUUACCCGUUAUGACUGUCGAUGAGUUUUAUCAACAGCGUGUUGAUCAGGGAAUUUUCCCGGAUGCCGAAAAAAUGGCCCAAAUUAAUAAAGAAAAAGCUUUAGCUGCUGCUCAAGAUCCAGAAAUUCAAGAGGAAGAAGAAAAAGCUGCUCUCGAGGAACAAAUUGAAAAUGAUGAUCCUGAAUAUAUUGCACGUAUGCGACGUAUGGACGAGUAUAAGGAUGUGGUUAGACGUGGUGAUGGCAAUCGUUAUAAUCGCAGUUAAAAGCUGUCUAUAUACGUGAUAUUUUUUAUUUGUCUUUAAAAAAAAGUGUUUCAAACACUUAAUUUUUCAAUAAAUACAUGAUAAUAUUACGCUAAUUUAUAAAUUACACAAUACAUUUGUCAUAACAUAUAAACAUUACAUUAACAAGAGGAA
This is a messenger RNA of Lucilia cuprina (Australian sheep blowfly), 1482 nucleotides long. RefSeq names its product immunoglobulin-binding protein 1 (gene Tap42). Gene Ontology annotation, molecular function: protein phosphatase 2A binding. Lineage: Eukaryota; Metazoa; Arthropoda; Insecta; Diptera; Calliphoridae. Bases 142 to 1329 code for a protein of 395 amino acids. The transcript is spliced from 3 exons. Gene Ontology annotation, biological process: regulation of dephosphorylation; regulation of signal transduction. Gene Ontology annotation, cellular component: cytosol. The record is from RefSeq and is a predicted model, not a curated record.